Chiroxiphia lanceolata (lance-tailed manakin) is the source of this 1647-nucleotide messenger RNA. RefSeq names its product collagen alpha-2(IV) chain-like. Lineage: Eukaryota; Metazoa; Chordata; Aves; Passeriformes; Pipridae. The record is from RefSeq and is a predicted model, not a curated record. Bases 4 to 912 code for a protein of 302 amino acids. The transcript is spliced from 6 exons.
UGGAUGGGAUCCUGGGAGCCCCUGGAUGGGAUCCUGGGAGCCCUGGAGAGCCUGGAUGUGACCCUGAGAGCCCCUGGAUGGGAUCCUGGGAGCCCCUGGAGAGCCUGGAUUGGAUCCUGGGAGACCUGGAGACCCCCUGGAUCUGACCUUAGGAGCCCUGGAGAGCCUGGAUUGGAUCCUGGGACCCCCUGGAUGGGAUCCUGGGAGCCCUGGAGACCCUCUGGAUCUGAUCCUGGGAGCCCUGGAGAGCCUGGAUUGGAUCCUGGGAGCCCUGGAGAGCCUGGAUGUGACCCUGAGAGCCCCUGGAUGGGAUCCUGGGAGCCCCUGGAUUGGAUCCUGGGAGCCCUGGAGAGCCUGGAUGUGACCCUGAGAGCCCCUGGAUUGGAUCCUGGGACCCCUGGAGACCCUCUGGAUCUGAUCCUGGGAGCCCUGGAGAGCCUGGAUGGGAUCCUGGGAGCCCUGGAGAGCCUGGAUGUGACUCUGGGGAGCCCCUGGAGACCCUCUGGAUCUGAUCCUGGGAGCCCUGGUGAGCCUGGAUGGGAUCCUGGGAGCCCCUGGAUGGGAUCCUGGGACCCUGGAGAGCCUGGAUGUGACCCUGGGAGCCCUGGAGACCCCCUGGAUCUGACCCUGGGAGCCCCUGGAGACCCCCUGGAUCUGACCCUGGGAGCCCCUGGAGACCCCCUGGAUGGGAUCCUGGGAGCCCUGGAGAGCCUGGAUCUGACCCUGGGAGCCAUGGAGAGCCUGGAUUGGAUCCUGGGACCCCCUGGGUUGGAUCCUGGGAGCCCUGGACACCCCCUGGGUCAGAUCCUGGGAGCCCUGGAGUUCCUGGAGACCCCCUGGGUCGGAUCCUGUGAGCCCUGGAGUUCCUGGAGACCCCCUGGGUCAGAUCCUGUGAGCCCUGGAACCCCCUAACUCCAUCCACAGCAAUACUGAGGGGGGGUCCCUCCCCACCACAGGGCCCCCCCUGGGCACUGCCACGUCUUCCUGCGCUUCCCUGCCCGGCUCCCUCUGGAUGGGGGGCACACCAGGGGCACACCAGGGGCACACACAGCCCCACUUUGGGGUCUCUGGGAUGAGGGGAAGGGGCUGCACCUCGACCCGGAGCCCUGGGCUGGCACCAUCCCGGGAUGUCCCCCCGGGAGCAGGAUGGAUCCUGACCCCCCUCACUGCUGCUUCCAUCCCCCCUCAAUGCUGAUCAGGGGGUCCUGCCCCCCCCGGGGGGCACACAAGAGGUUUUGGGAUGGGUGGGAAGGGGUUCCAGCUUGACCUGGAACCCUGGGCUGGCAUCAUCCCGGGAUCCCCUCGGGAGCAGGAUGGAUCCUGACCCCCCCUUGCUGCUCCCCAAUUCUGAACGGGGGGUCCUGCCCCCCCCCCGGGGUGCACACGGGGGGCUCUGGGAUGGGUGGGAAUGGGUUCCAGCUCGACCCGAAGCCCUGGGCUGGCACCAUCCCGGGAUCCCCCCGGGAGCAGGAUGGAUCCUGACCCCCCUCCCUGCUGCUUCCAGCCCCCCCCCUGCUGCUCCCCAAUGCUGAACGGGGGGUCCUGCCCCCCCGCCUCGGGCCCCCCCUCAUGAAUGUGACCGUGUCCCCCUCCCACCCCUCACACACACAUUGUACAUAAACUUAUUUUUAAAUAAAGCUCUUUGCU